This is a messenger RNA of Nerophis lumbriciformis (worm pipefish), 3000 nucleotides long. The record is from RefSeq and is a predicted model, not a curated record. Lineage: Eukaryota; Metazoa; Chordata; Actinopteri; Syngnathiformes; Syngnathidae.
CCGUGGAGUGUUUGUAUCCUGCCUCGCUGUGUCGCCAUUAAAGCCCGCUAGCUCGGCGCUGGGAGGUCGUUAAAGAGGUAAAAAAAAAUGCUUUAAAAGAGCCGAGAGGAAGAGGGGUGGAGGCUCUCGCCCUCCGCCAUCCAACCCAGUCAAUAUGCGGCUGCUCUCGGCGAAGUGAGGGAAGCCCGAGUCGGUCGUCGGGGCAGGCGAGUGGCCGCGUCAAGUGCACUCUCCGCCGAGCUGAGAGCCCCUGCGAACGGCGGCGAGCCUCCUGGGCGUCGGUGCGACGAUGACCGAGCUGGUGGUGAAGUGGGCCUGUGAAUACUGCACGUUCGAGAACUGGCCGUCGGCCAUCAAGUGCACCAUGUGCCGCGCUCAGAGGCCCAGCGCGGGCGCCAUCAUCACCGAGGAGCCCUUCAAGAUCACCCUGGCUCUGGAUGCCAGCUUGCACCAGUGGGAUCCGGCGGAGCUAAGCAACAGCUCGUCCCAGGAGGGAUCCUCUUUGCUCAUUUGCCCCGAAUCCAGCGCGAGACCACGCGUUCGCGUCGCCGACGCCCCUGUGACUAGCAGCAAGUGGUCUUGUCACAUGUGCACCUACCUGAACUGGCCCCGGGCCAUCCGCUGCACUCAGUGCCUGUGUCAAAGGCAACACGCUGGACAUCAAGGACGUCCGCAGGCCCGCAGCCCCACAGAGGCCCCCCAGACCUCGGGCUCCGGAUGCCGCCCUGCAUCCUCGUGCACCACCACAGACCCGUGUGAGGAGUACAACGACCGCAAUAGGCUCAACACACCCGCACGCCACUGGACCUGCACCGCCUGCACUUACGAGAACUGGUCUAAGGUGCUCAAGUGUGUGGUGUGUGACCACCCGCGGCCCAACAACAGCCUCUUGGCCGAGCCCAUCCAACUGGCGUCCGAGCCCGAGCGGCAGCAGCCGUCCUCAAAGUUCAUCGAAGCGGACCGGAGCAACAGACGGGGCGUCGGGAGCCCGGCGGGGGGUCCGGGAGUCGGGGCGGUGGUGGGUUGCAGCGGCAGCCAAAGGAGGUCGCCUCCUUCCUCCAAGCGCGAGUCGGACGUGACCAUGGACUUUCAAAGGAUCGAGGUGGCGUCGGGGGCCGGAGUUGGAAUUAAAGAGGAGCUGGAGGUGGAUUACAAAAAACUGAAGCAGAUUAAGAACAGGAUGAGGAGAACGGAUUGGCUGUUCCUCAACGCCUGCGUCGUGGAGGGUGGAGAAUGUGUCAGUGGAGGGUGGAGGGUGGAGAAUGUGUCAGUGGAGGGUGGAGAAUGUGUCAGUGGAGGCUUUUAUGACUACGCAGGCAAAGUCAAUGAAGAAAAUCUCAACAGCAUUCUUAGAGAUCGGCGGAAAAAUGUGAUCGGUUGGUACCGUUUCCGACGAAACACGCAGCAGCAGAUGUCCUUCCGCGAACAGAUCCUCCACAAACAGCUGACUCAGCUGCUCGGCGUGCCCGACCUGGUCUUCCUCCUCUUUAGCUUCAUCUCCACGGCGAACAGUUCUACACACGCGCUGGAGUAUGUGCUCUUCCGACCCAAUCGCAGUAGGUACAACCAGAGGAUCACCCUCACCAUCCCAAACCUGGGCAAUACAAGCCAGCAGGAGUACAAGGUGUCGUCCGUGCCCAACACCUCGCUCAACUACGCCAAGGUCAUCAAAGAACACGGGGCUGAGUUCUUUGACAAAGACGGCGUGAUGAAGGAUAUCCGGACAAUAUUUCAAGUCUACAGUGCGCUACAAGACAAAGUACAGGCCGUGUGCGGGGAGGUAGAACAAAGUGAACGCGUGAGGGAGAAAAUUCAAGACGACGUGAACAAACUGAAACAGCAAAUCGAUCUCAGGGAACGUAAGGCGGCGGAAGAAGAGCGAAGACUCCAUGAAGCCCUGAAUCCAGACUCUCGCUCCACUCCAGAGGAAAACACGGAACCUUCGUACUCUUCUCAACUAUCUCGGAUAUCUUUCCACGCGCCCUCUGCACCGGAGCGGCCCAGCAUCUCGCCCAACCCCCCCUCCUACGCGGACCUCAUGUCCCACGACGACUCUCUCCUCCCCUCCUCGUCCCCGCCCACCAGCGCCGCCCUGCUCCCCCGGCCUCAGGCCGUGGGGUCCCCGGGACACCCCACCCCGAGCCCGCUUAGCAUCCUCUCCAGCCUGGGCCUCGGCGCCACCUCGAGUCCGGUCAGCGCUCCCAGCCCCCCGUACCUGGGCAACGGCGACGGCUCGAGCUCGGACUCGUUAGACAGACAAGCGGCGGGUCAGGAGUUUGACGAGGAAGACGAGGACAGCAGCGAGUACGAGAACCUGGUGAGCGAAGCCGCACGUCCGCCCGUGAACCCCGCCGCCCUUUUAGCUCGAAGUCGCUCGUCCGCCCUGGGUCCUGACGGGGACGCUCACGGCUCACAGACCACAUAGAAACACGCCACCAGGUGUGCACGGCACACGGGCGACGGACGCGCCUUCUCAAGCAAUCAAAGAUAGACAAAAAAAAAAAAAAAAGUGCCAGUCCUGAAAGUGAAAGUCAAGUGUCAUUGUUUUGUCUCCAAGGAGAGGAGGGCUCUUUUCUUCUCCAUGCUUCUUUCUGGAAAAACGUCUCGGUACUUCAUCCAGCGCGCCGUGGAAAAGGCAGGUCCUCUCUUUGUGUCACAUUUUCAUCACUUAACUCACGCUUGCGUCACUUUUGCACUAUUUAUUGCCUUCUUUUCAACCACCUCUCAAAGAAAAAAAACAAAGGGAGAGGACCAAUCAGCCUUCCGACUAAUGUUUAAAGUUGUACUUUUUGAGACGGGGGGGAAAUCAUGGAAAAAGGGUUGACGUAACUUUUACAUGCACAACAUGUCGCACUUAACUUGGAAAUGUGCUUAUCUGUCAUUAUUAUGUUAGAAAUCCAGCAUUUACCCUAUUUUUCGGACUAUAAGUCGCAGUUUUUUGCGACUUAUACUCAGGAGCGACUUAUGUGUGAGAUUAUUAACACAUCAAAUAAUAUUAUU